Molecule: messenger RNA, 2526 nt
Organism: Triplophysa rosa
Lineage: Eukaryota; Metazoa; Chordata; Actinopteri; Cypriniformes; Nemacheilidae
Gene: lmx1bb
Product: LIM homeobox transcription factor 1, beta b
Exons: 9
Coding region: 311-1438 (375 amino acids)
Biological process (GO): neuron differentiation; regulation of transcription by RNA polymerase II
Cellular component (GO): nucleus
Molecular function (GO): DNA-binding transcription factor activity, RNA polymerase II-specific; RNA polymerase II transcription regulatory region sequence-specific DNA binding
Source: RefSeq, a predicted model, not a curated record
AAGCCUAUCUCAGUUUUGAGCUUUUUCAAGCUGCAGGGAGCCGAAUGGCGCACAGUUUUAAGAGUUAACGUUUAGACAUCUCCUUUAUGUUUCCGUGGAUUUUACUAAUUUCCUAAAAACUUUUGGGAAUCGAGGCGACUUGCACGGUGUAAGAAAGGGAGAAUCUUUCCUUGCAGUUCGUGACAACGCAGCCGGGAUACAAACUUCGAGCUUCGUGCACAAAACGUCUAGAUUGACUCGGCCAGUAAUUAACAGGUCCUGAGUCGCUAGGACGGCGCUUCGUUGCAGGUAACAGUGGGAAUAUUUAAAGAUGUUGGACGGUAUAAAACUUGAAGACCAUCCGCUGCGGUCGGGACAAGCUACACUUGGAGUAAUGCUGGGGACAGAGUGCCAUCACCAGGCGGUGUGUGAGGGGUGCCAGCGGCCCAUAUCCGACCGCUUUCUGAUGCGCGUCAACGAGUCUUCAUGGCACGAGGAGUGUUUGCAAUGCGCCGUUUGUCAACAACCGCUCACUACCAGCUGCUACUUCCGGGAGAGGAAACUUUACUGCAAACAUGACUACCAACAGUUAUUCGCCACCAAAUGCAGCGGGUGUCUGGAGAAGAUCGCCCCCACUGAGUUCGUGAUGCGGGCGCUCGAGUGCGUGUAUCACCUCAACUGCUUCUGCUGCUGUGUGUGUGACCGUCAGCUACGGAAAGGGGAUGAAUUCGUACUGAAGGAUGGACAGCUGCUCUGCAAAAGCGACUACGAGAAGGAGAAAGAUUUGCUCGGCUCCGUCAGCCCAGAUGAUUCAGAUUCAGAGAAGAGUGAAGAUGAGGAGCUGGAUAUUAAGCCGGAGAAGGGCUCUGGAGGUACUGGGAAGGGAGAUGAUGGGAAAGACCCCAGAAGACCCAAGCGACCACGCACCAUCCUCACAACGCAGCAGAGACGUGCCUUCAAGGCAUCAUUUGAGGUUUCUUCAAAACCAUGCCGGAAGGUUAGAGAGACGUUGGCUGCAGAGACCGGUCUGAGCGUGCGUGUCGUUCAAGUGUGGUUCCAGAAUCAAAGAGCUAAGAUGAAGAAGUUGGCACGGAGACAGCAGCAGCAACAGGAGCAGCAGAACUCCCAAAGGCUGGGCCAAGAGGUGAUGUCCAAUAGGAUGGAGGGCAUGAUGAACUCCUACACGCCAUUGGCUCCUGCCCAGCAGCAGAUGGUUGCCAUGGAGAACGGUUACAGCACCGAUCCCUUCCAGCAGGGCCUCACCCCACCUCAAAUGCCCGGUGACCACAUGAACCCAUAUGGAAACGACUCGAUAUUCCACGACAUUGACAGCGACACUUCAUUGACCAGCCUCAGUGACUGCUUCAUGGCCUCGUCCGAGGCGGGCUCCAUGCAGGCCAGGGUGGGGAAUCCCAUCGACCGACUCUAUUCCAUGCAGAGCUCCUACUUUGCUUCGUGAAAAUCCAAAUAGACAACGAAAGGCAAAAGUGGGUCACUCACUACAGCUCACUGGUCUCCUCAACAUACGCCGCCUAUCACGGAAACCAAAUCCUCAGCAAAAAUCGAACACGGGCCAACCAGGAAAAACCAGAAAAGACAAGCGAACUCGAGGGCGGAGCGUCCUCAUUUUUCGGCAGUGAAGAGCCAGCUCAGGAUGCCCAGGCUCCUGAGGCUGUCAGGUUUUUUCUAGUUACUUGUAGAUUAUUUGUACAGGACUUUCUCAGAAGUAACAUUUCACCUUCUCGUCAUCGACUUGUGGGAAAAAAAGACUUAUUGAUGAACAGUUUCAGUCGCUGAAGCAUCAAACGUCCACUUUGAAAAACUCUUGCUGAGAGGAGCAGAGGACCAAGACGCAGUUCAUAGUGCAUGAAUCCAUAUCCUUGUGAUUGUUAUGUUGAAAAUUUGAAAAAAAAAUCUUGUGUUGUUCAGAUGUUGAAAUGUAAUGUUUGGACUCGGUUUUCUCUUUUCAUUAUGUUCAGCAUUACAUUUUUUAUCACUUUAAUAGAUUAGCCCUCUGAAAGUCAAUGUAGAGAAGCUUAGAGGGGGAUAUAUGUAUAGUAUAUCUGCAUUUGUUAAGGUUGUGUGUUUUUGUGUGUGACCAGCUGGGAUGAAUGUGUGUGUGUGGUUGCGUGAGUUUACGUGUGUGUGUGUGUGUGUGUAUGUGUGCGUAUAUGUGAAAGCCGGUAGGGGACUGUCAUUGUAAGCUCGAACCAUGUGUAUAUAUACUUUUCCCAAACAAAUCAUUUGUGCAUGUUAAAAAUGGAGAUCAUUCUAUUUAUUUAACUAAAACAUGCUUUUGAAGGUACUUAAACUGAAAAGCUUUAUUUAAAAAGGAGAAAAUCAUGUUCAGUAGAAGACACAUUAAUUUCUCAACACAUUUGUAUGUCUUUUAAUUAUGAAAUACGGUGGAUUCUUAUUCCAGCAGUGUACAUCAGCAAAAUUGUGCUAUUUAUUUGUUACAGCCCUGACAUUGUUGAAAAUGUGUUUCCAAAUGCGAGGAUUGCUAAAUUGCCAAAGUCUGUUGGUACAAUGAAUAAAGUCCUUUUC